This is a messenger RNA of Coffea arabica (coffee), 3715 nucleotides long. Its product is annotated as chaperone protein ClpB4, mitochondrial. The record is from RefSeq and is a predicted model, not a curated record. Gene Ontology annotation, molecular function: ATP binding; ATP hydrolysis activity. Gene Ontology annotation, cellular component: cytoplasm. Gene Ontology annotation, biological process: protein refolding; cellular response to heat. NCBI's taxonomy places the organism in Eukaryota, Viridiplantae, Streptophyta, Magnoliopsida, Gentianales, Rubiaceae.
AGCCUUCUACAGCCUUCUCAGCGCGGCUGGGGCUUUUGCCUCUUCCUCGAGCUUCUCCAGUGUUCCAACUUGGGACGUAAAAGCAAACAAAACCAAUUUCAACGACGAGCUCUUUUUUUCGUCUUUAAUUUAGUGCUGCAAAACUGGUCCGAAGUUAUAAGAUUGAGCUCUAAUUUGGGGCUCCGGUUUUGAUGAAUUAAUGUCGACGUCGAGGCUCAGUAGAAUAGCGCUCUCGGCCGCCCUUAGGGUCUCUCGCUCUAACUUUCGGCCACCGUCAAUUUGUCGCGCUGCCCAAAUACUCUCUUCUUCUUCCUCAGGUAGCAGUUUCCCUCCUCGCUCUGUCAAUGAAUUUGGCGGUGUGGAGAUUCCAACACCAUCAUGCUUCAACGACGUCGGUUUGAGCAAAGUGUUCGCUCGCUCUUACUCCACUGUCUCCAGCUCCAGCUCCGGCCAGGCAGUGCAGCACCGUAUUUAGCCGAAAAUUGACGUCCUUGAAGCUCGCGAAAUUCCAUAUAUGGUUUUAGAUUCGAUCAUGUGUUAUGCAUCUAAAACACUGUGAUUCUCGUCUGGUGCAUAUUAAUUAAAUUACUGUAUAUCGGAACAACAGCACGGAAAGAUUUAUAGAUGCUGGAGUAGCUCUGUUGAAGGAAUCAUAGAUGUCAGUAAUCCACUAUUCUGUCUUCGAGACUUGUGAUAAAUAAUUCAGAGUUCACUGAGAUGGCAUGGGAUGGAGUAGUUGGUGCUGUUGAUGCAGCACGAGCCAACAAACAGCAGGUGGUGGAGACUGAGCAUCUAAUGAAAGCACUGCUAGAGCAGAAGGAUGGGUUAGCUAGGAGGAUAUUCACCAAGGCAGGGCUAGACAAUACAUCAGUUCUACAAGCUGCAGAGGAGUUUAUAUCUCAACAGCCUAAGGUAACAGGUGAUACCAGUGGUCCGAUACUGGGCUCCAGUCUCAGUUCUCUCUUGGAUGCUGCACAAAAGCAUAAGAAAGAUAUGGGGGACUCUUUUGUGUCUGUGGAGCAUCUUCUAUUAUCAUUCACUUCCGAUAACAGGUUUGGUCAGAUGUUAUUUAGGAAUCUGCAGCUUACUGAGAAAGCUUUGAGGGAUGCUGUUACUGCUGUUCGUGGAAGUCAGAGAGUAACUGACCAGAAUCCAGAAGGAAAAUAUGAAGCACUUGAGAAAUAUGGCAAUGAUUUAACAGAACUUGCUAGACGGGGUAAACUUGACCCAGUUAUUGGUCGUGAUGAUGAAAUUCGAAGAUGUGUGCAGAUAUUAUGUCGCCGAACCAAAAACAACCCUGUUAUUAUUGGUGAACCUGGGGUGGGGAAAACUGCAAUUGCUGAAGGGUUAGCUCAAAGAAUUGUGCGCGGUGAUGUUCCAGAACCUUUAUUGGAUCGCAAGUUGAUCUCCUUGGAUAUGGGUUCAUUGCUUGCUGGUGCUAAAUUCAGAGGAGAUUUUGAAGAAAGGCUUAAAGCUGUUCUGAAGGAAGUCACUGCCUCAAAUGGGCAGAUAAUAUUAUUUAUUGAUGAGAUACAUACUGUAGUUGGUGCAGGGGCUGUUGCUGGAGCUUUGGAUGCUGGAAACUUGUUAAAGCCAAUGCUUGGUCGUGGUGAGCUCAGGUGCAUUGGAGCAACCACAUUGAAUGAAUACAGGAAGUACAUUGAGAAGGACCCUGCUCUAGAACGUAGGUUCCAACAAGUAUUUUGUGGUGAGCCAUCUGUAGAAGAUACUAUCUCCAUCCUUCGUGGAUUGCGUGAGCGGUAUGAGCUGCAUCAUGGGGUCAAGAUUUCUGACAGUGCACUUGUGUCAGCGGCAGUCCUGGCACAUCGUUAUAUAACAGAGCGUUUUCUGCCAGACAAAGCCAUUGACCUAGUUGAUGAAGCUGCUGCAAAAUUGAAAAUGGAGAUCACUUCGAAGCCCACAGAGUUGGAUGAGAUAGAUAGGGCUGUUAUGAAGCUAGAGAUGGAGAAACUCUCUCUCAAAAAUGACACCGACAAAUUAUCUAAAGAACGGUUAAGCAAGAUUGAGAACGAUUUGACAUCUCUUAAGCAGAAACAAAGACAGUUGAAUGAACAGUGGGAGAGUGAAAAAGUUCUUAUGAAUAGAAUACGCUCAAUUAAGGAGGAGAUUGACAGAGUUAACCUUGAAAUGGAAGCUGCUGAGCGAGAUUAUGACCUGAAUCGUGCUGCUGAACUCAAAUAUGGGACACUGAUGUCCCUCCAGCGCCAACUUGAAGAAGCUGAGAAGAACCUUGCUGACUAUCGGAACUCUGAACAAUCUUUGCUCCGGGAAGAAGUGACAGAUCUUGAUAUUACCGAAAUUGUUAGCAAAUGGACUGGCAUCCCAUUAUCAAAUCUUCAGCAGUCUGAGAGGGAUAAGCUUGUCUCUUUGGAACAGGAACUUCACAAAAGGGUAGUUGGUCAGGAUAUGGCUGUCAAAUCUGUAGCUGAUGCAAUCAGGCGCUCAAGGGCUGGCCUGUCCGACCCAAAUCGGCCUAUUGCAAGCUUCAUGUUUAUGGGUCCCACAGGUGUUGGUAAAACCGAGCUUGCAAAGGCACUUGCUGGUUACCUAUUCAAUACUGAAAAUGCUCUGGUGCGGAUAGAUAUGAGUGAAUACAUGGAGAAACAUGCAGUCUCUCGAUUGGUUGGUGCACCACCGGGGUAUGUGGGUUAUGAAGAAGGUGGGCAACUCACUGAAGUGGUCCGUCGUAGGCCUUAUUCAGUUGUGCUUUUUGAUGAAAUUGAGAAGGCACAUCAUGAUGUUUUUAACAUUCUAUUACAGUUGUUGGAUGAUGGAAGAAUCACCGAUUCCCAGGGAAAAACUGUUAGUUUCAGAAAUACUGUUGUGAUUAUGACAUCAAAUAUUGGUUCUCACUAUAUCCUUGAAACUCUUAGAAACACGGAGAACAGUAAAGAGGCAGUUUAUGAUCUGAUGAAAAAGCAGGUGGUUGAGUUGGCUAGACAAACUUUUAGGCCGGAAUUUAUGAAUCGAAUUGAUGAGUACAUUGUUUUCCAACCUCUGGAUUCCAAACAAAUCUGCAAAAUUGUUGAACUACAGAUGAGUCGUGUUAAGGAGAGACUCAAACUGAAAAAAAUUGACCUCCAUUACACUCAGGAAGCAGUCAAUCUUCUGGCGACACUGGGUUUCGAUCCUAAUUUUGGAGCUCGCCCUGUGAAGCGGGUGAUUCAGCAAUUGGUUGAGAAUGAAAUUGCUAUGGAAAUUUUAAGGGGAGAUCUAAAGGAGGAGAACUCAAUCAUUGUCGAUGCUGAUACAUCCUCGAGGGCUCGAGAUCUUCCACCUCAGAGUAGAUUAGUAAUAACGAAAAUGGGAAAUAAUACUGCAAUAGAUGCCAUGGUUGCAAAUGACUGACUUUUUCUUUCUAUUGAGGAGGCAUGCACGCACUUUUCUGAACCAAAACUGGAGUUGAUCACGCGAGAUAAAAAGUGGGGAGGAGGUUCUUGCGAGUUCGUGCAUUAAGUUGCUGCUGCUUGUGCGUUUGCAGUUUUUAUUACAAGGGCAAGUCUUGAGGAUACUGCGAUAAUUUUGGAUGAAUAUAUAUUUCUCGAUGAUUAGUGAAGAGUGAGAUCCUCCUAUUUUAUUGAGUAAUGAGUUGGGAUGUAAUUCUUACUUAGUUGGAGAGCUUAAUUGAGAUUUAGGGUGCAAAAUUGAAUUUUGAAAUCUAAAAUUUGAGUUAAUUAAGUUAUUAAAUUUUUAA